Molecule: messenger RNA, 675 nt
Organism: Penicillium samsonianum
Lineage: Eukaryota; Fungi; Ascomycota; Eurotiomycetes; Eurotiales; Aspergillaceae
Exons: 6
Coding region: 1-675 (224 amino acids)
Source: RefSeq, a predicted model, not a curated record
AUGCCAGGUCAAAACCGAGUUCCGUAUAUGCCAGAUAUGAACCUUGGCCAAGGUUUCAAUUCCUACCUCCAGGAAUGCCGCCAGUCUGAUGUAGUAAAUAUCAAGACCACGUCCGGUCCGGUGCCGCAGUUGGAAAUUUUUUAUGAUUCUGAAGAAAUCAGCACUUACGAAAAGCUUGUGGAAACUCUUGAUAUCAGUGCUGGUGCCGGCCUCUCCCACGGGCAACAAGACGGCCAUAUUGACACAGAGUAUCUUGAUAAGACAGAGACUUUAAUCAGGAUCAAAGGUGUCUUCAAGGUAUAUCAGGCCAAUGUGCCCGUUUCGGCAGAAAUUGGGAAAACCAUGCAGCAGAUUGCAAAUCGCUGCCAGAUCAUAACUAAGUUGCACUAUAUCGGAGCUUCUCCAGAGCAACAGGAAAAUAGCGAGGUGGAAAAUGAUGAAUAUCGUCUCAAAUGGCUGAACGAAGUGGCGGACAAUUUUUAUAAAAAGUCCCAGAAACAUGAGUACAAGAGAUUUGCACUUCUUGGUAAAUAUACCACUUUCGAUAUACCCAAGGAGUUCAAACCAUUCGAUUACGAAUACGCAAUGAAGGCGAGCUGGGGGGUGUUCAAUGCCUUUGCAGAGUAUCUUGCUAUUGAAGACUUGAUCAAACAUGCUAUAACAAUGCUACACUAA